Molecule: messenger RNA, 4018 nt
Organism: Nymphaea colorata (pocket water lily)
Lineage: Eukaryota; Viridiplantae; Streptophyta; Magnoliopsida; Nymphaeales; Nymphaeaceae
Product: calmodulin binding protein PICBP
Exons: 2
Coding region: 322-3651 (1109 amino acids)
Molecular function (GO): calmodulin binding
Source: RefSeq, a predicted model, not a curated record
CCUGCAUGAAUUCCUCAUAGAAGAACGGUGAAAAGAUUUCGCAGAAAAGAAAAACUUUGUAUGUCAAUUGCAGGGCCACUGUAGCUGAUGAAAAUCAGCUAUGGAAUUCCAUGGUUGGUGUGCGUCUUCCAACCUUGUUUCCGUCUUCCCACUCCCAUCUAACCCACCAUGAAAGUCUUCUUCUCCCCUUUCCUUCCUCUAUCUGCAAUUCAUUCACCCAUCAAGGGAAGGAAUACAGAGCACCAUAGCCACCAACCAGAAGGCACAAGGCACCGACCCAACUUUCUUCUUUGAUCCGCACCAUCCAAGUUUGCUUCCACCAUGGUGCAAAAAAAGGCAGAAAACAAGGUCGGAAACAGAGCAGAAAUGAAGAAUUCUAUUAAACUGGACCGACGAACUGCGGGAAAGUCUCCUCUGUAUGAGGAGAUGAUUGCUCGGCCUUCUCAAUCCAUCAGGGGAGGUGGUGAGCUGAAGAAGAAGCUGAGAAGAUCUCGAUCGUUAAAACUUGCAGACUGGCGUAGCAUUGGAUCACCUCCGAAACAGGACGAGGACGCCAAGAAGAAGCAGACGGCAACCAGGAUGGAGGAUAGAUCGCCAAACUACAUGAAACCCACAAGCAGUUCAGACAAGAGGAAGGAGAACGUGCAGGUAAGCACCCAAACACAAACCAGCAAUAGAAUUCAGAGGGCUAGAGAUUCGAAUUAUACUCGUAAAAAGCCUGACGCUCGUGGUUCUAAGUCGACGACGGCGUCGGCGUCGAAGAACGUGAAGCAAUUGACGAGGUCCUCUAGCUUGAAGCCGAUCAAGCCUUCCAUGAAGGCUACUGGGCUGCCUUUAUUUUCACUGCAAGAUAUUGCGCGUUCGACUUGUUCUUCCACAAUAAAGGACUCGAAGUUCCCUGAUUAUUUGGACCUUCAUCCUGGAGGCACAGAAUCUGAAGGAACUUCAAUCUUUAAGGUCUGCCCGUAUACUUAUUGCUCUCUCAAUGGGCAUUUUCAUAAGCCCUUGCCUCCCUUGAAGCACUUCAUAUCAGCAAGGAGGCGUUUGCUGAAGACUCAGAAGAGCGUUAAGAUGAAAGGAAGCAUACCACGGAGGAUUAAAAACGCUAAAGAAGUUAAGAAAAAAAUAGAUACAGGGCAGAAUUUGGUGCCUGUCAGAAGUGAAGAGGUGUUCCGGACGGACAUGAUCAGCUCGCCGAGGUGGCCGCACAGUUGGAAUGAAGAACAGAGUGAACUGCUGACGGGAGAUUGGAGUGAUGAAUUCUUUCUGGAGAUAUUCCCAGAUUGGGCACCUGAUCUAACGGAUGUCGAGAGCUUUGGUAAGUGUGGAAACAUGGAAAUUUGUUCCGAUGAUGAAGUUGCGGAACCAACAAAUGAAGAAGAUGAUGCAAAAAAACUUAGUGAAUCCGUAGUUGUUUCAUGUGAAAAAAUUGCCUCGGAAUCAGAACAGGAUUGUGUAAAGGCAGAAGAAACUGUAUCAAGCAGAGCACAUUAUGAGAAAAACGUCUCUUUAGAAGCUGAAGACGGUGGCAAUCAUGAAGACAGGAUUGAUGAUUCCUGUCUGCGAGAUGCAGAUACUGCAGCUGCUUUGUCAGGAGCCUCUCAAAGCAUUGAUUGCAAUGUGGCAUUGGACCAGCUUUCGGAUGAGAAUGGCAGUUUUUUUCCAGAAGAAGACGUGACUUCUGAAGCUUGCGGUGGAAGUGAAUCAGAUGAAGUUGGAUUACGUUCGGACACUAUCACAGAAAUGGAAGAGGAUGACGAAGCAAGUCUCUAUGAUGAGACUUCUGGUAGUUCAUUCACUGAUGGUGAGCCAGAGCACGCAAGUACUCCUCUGGUGCGUGAAGCAGUAUUAAUCUAUGAUGAACCAGAUAGCAACCCCUUCAGCAACAGCACACCGCUGGAUUUCUGUGAUCAAACCGGCAAUCCUUUACCAGAGGACUCCAGUGAAGCCAUUGAAAACGUUGAGAUUGAUGACCCUGCUGCACAAGGUGAUGAAAUAGUCAUAAUGGAAGAAGAUCAGGCUGAACUAAUAGAGUUUGUGGAACUCUAUCCAAUAGAGCUUGACCUCAUAGCUUCCGAAGUCUUAGAGGUCAAUUUUCCUGCUGAUCAAACUGAUGAAAUCGGAACAACCAAGGAAGAAGUUUACACUGAAUUUAUAGACUUCUGUCCUAAUGUUGAUAUUCUUGCUGCAGAAAAGAAUGAAAUCACCAUACCCAAGGAAGAGGUUCAGACUGAAGUCAUGGGAUCCCUCCAUCCAACAGAGCUAGAGCCUGUGAUCAAUGAAAGCUUAGACGAUAAUUUUCCCACCUCUCAAGGAGAUGAAAUCAACCACACCAAUGAACAAGUCCAAACAGAAGCUACUGCACCUGUAGUUCAAACUGAAACCACUGUGAUUGUAGUAGAACUCUAUACAACAGAGCAAGAGGCUAUGGAUUAUGAAGAUGAUAUUCCUAAUCCAGAUAAUCGGUUAGUUGAAGGUGAUGAAGCAUUUGUAGUUGCUGAAGGAAGUUGCGAAUUGAAGGAUGACCAUGAUGCCAAAGAAGCCCUUGUGGAUGUUCAAGUUGCAUCAGAUGGCCAGGGAUGUUCAGAUGUGCAAACAAUGGUAGAGGCAGUUCCUGAUUAUUCUGAGGACGAUCUUGUGGCAGAUGAGACGACAUUUCCGGUCACUCAAAACUCUGACCUGGCUGUUCAAGACGUUGCCGAGGAAAUCCAAAUCAAAGUGAUUGAACAUCCUGAUGACCUUGAAACAGAGAACUGUCCCCCUCCGCUGUUGGUCCCUGAAGCAAAAGAUGAAACAGUCACAGGGGAUAGCAACCUAAACGUUAUUCAAAAGGACAUCGAAUUCGUCCAACUUGAUAUUGUGAAGGAUCAAAAUCAUCAGGAUGCAACAGGUGGCAAACAUUUUCAAGUCGAAUCCCGGGACGAAGUACCUGAUGAAGAAAACUGCACCGCCAAACUAGCUGAAAUUCAGUCUUUAGGAUCUUCAGAUAGCCAAUGUCCAUGUAACGUUUCAUCAGGAGAAUCUGGCGAUCAGAACAAACCAACAUCAGUUGAUGAUUGUUCCAAAGAUGGCCUGCAAAUGAACUGUGAUACUGAGCAACAAGAGGAAAGUGUCUGGAGUCCUCCUAAAGCUGAAAGCCAUUUCAUCAUUGAGAAGAGCAGUAACACAGGUAUAGACGGAAGCCCAAGUAACCAAAGCGAAGUAUCCAACUUUGAAAGCAACGAUGAUAUUGGGAGCAUGAACAAAGAUGAGAAAGUCAUGAGGCCUGUGAUGAACGCCAUUCAGCCUCCUGUCUCAAACUACAGUGGCCUCAAAUAUAGGGCAAAUCCCAAACGCAAAGUGGAGAACGUUAAUGAGGAAAGGAUGUUCAACCCAAGAGGACCAAGCUUCCUGCCUAUUGAGCCUGACCCUGAUGCAGAGAAGGUUGAUCUUCGGCAUCAGAUGAUGGAUGAAAGAAAAAACUCAGAGGAGUGGAUGUUAGAUUAUGCACUAAGGCAGGCAGUGAACAAGUUGGCUCCUGCUCGAAGGAAGAAAGUAGCGCUGCUUGUUGAAGCCUUUGAAACUGUCAUGCCAUUGCCAAAGUGUGAAACCCGCGUGCACCAUUCUGCAAUGAGCUUUACUCAUGCAAGAACAAUUCAAGCAUGCAGUUAAUUGUCAAGUUUCUAGGUAAGCAGAUGCGGCAGAUGAAGGUAAUGUGAAGUUCUAAUAAAGUUGAUUUCAGAAAGGGGACUCAGUUGGGUCAUUUCUUCUGAAGAAACAUAGCCAUGGAGUGUCUACUGGUUAUAUGUUCUUAAUCUUGGGCAUAUGUUGCCAUCUUUAAGGUCUUCACUUGCAUUUGUUUGGCUGUGCUAGACCUGCAAAAAAUAUGCUGAAUAAAGACCUUAGCUUUCUAAUAUUACAAAGAUCUGGAAUUUGUUAAUUGUAUGUGGUUGUGACAUCCUGAUCAUGAUAUAUCAGAGUGUUUCAAGUGUCUUUUAAGAAAACUCCAGGAAUACAUUACCGAGCUGUUGCCUAUUUA